UAUUAAAAUGCGUGUGUGCAAACAACCACGGCAACAAUGUGACACAUUCCCUCAGUGGGAGAUAGCCAUUCAGGAAGAGAAGAAGAAGAAGAAGACCACGGCAACAAUCUCGGUGAUCGGGCACGUCCGAACCACGUGUGGUGCGGCGCCUCCUUCCCCCUCCUCGCUUCAGGUUGCCAACACUGCCGUAGUCUGGAUAUAGUUAUGUCGUCAUCGUCGUCGUCUGUUGUUGGUGGUGGAUGAUAAAGGAUAAACAAAAGCUUGAUGCAGCGGGGAUUUAUCACGCGGUAACAUACACCAACGGGCCAGUAAGGCUCGGUUUCAAGAAUUUGGAAAUUGGAAAAUUGGAGAACUCGGUUUGGAAGAGAUUUUUUUUUCUCUACGAGGGUACAAUAUAUAUAGACAACUGCUACCAUCGCCAAGGGUCACUGUUCUCCCUCUGUGAUAAUGGCGUUGACUAGAAGAGCAACACAUCGCGGCAGUUGGUAUACCGAUUCUGGGCACGAGUUGAGUAAACAAUUGGAAGAUUGGCUGAACGGAGCUGACUUGAGCCACGGACCGGCCAGGGCGAUCAUUGCGCCUCAUGCCGGGUACAGCUACUGCGGCGCUUGCUCCGGUUUUGCUUAUCGGCAAAUUAGUCCAGCAGUCGUACGUAGGAUAUUCAUCUUGGGACCAUCUCACAAUGUUAGACUGCCAGGAUGCGCUCUUUCCUCCGCGACUUCUUAUCAAACUCCUCUGUACGACUUACCAAUAGAUAAUCAAGUCUACAGAGAUCUCGAAGAAACUGGACAGUUUGAGUGGAUGGACAUGAACACCGAUGAGGAUGAACACAGUAUCGAGAUGCAUUUACCAUUCAUUGCGAAAGUUAUGGAAAACUUCAGGGAUUCCUUCACCAUUGUGCCCAUUUUGGUUGGUUCAUUGAGUCCAGAGAAAGAAUCUAUUUAUGGAAGACUUUUAGCCCCGUACUUAGCAGAUCCUCAGAGUUUAUUCGUUAUAUCGUCGGACUUUUGUCACUGGGGUCAGCGUUUUCGAUACACUCAUUACGAUCGUUCCGCCGGCCCGAUCUAUCGUUCCAUUCAAAAUCUUGAUAAAAUGGGAAUGGAUAUAAUAGAAACACUCAAACCCGCGGGUUUCACAGAAUAUCUCAAAAAAUCUGGCAAUACAAUAUGUGGACGUCACCCUAUCGGGGUACUCUUGCAGGCGAUCCAGUACAUCGGAACCCGAGGAAACGGUCAACGAAUGAACUUGAAGUUCUUGAAGUAUGCUCAAAGUAGUCAGUGCAACAAUAUGAACGACAGUUCGGUCAGUUACGCAAGUGCUUCCCUCGUAGUAGAGUAGUAGAGCCAGUUGUCAUUUUAUUUCUUUUAUAUUUUGUUUUUUUUCCCCGAUAUAUCAAUUGCGCUCGUUUUAUUAUUAACCACCGUUAAUUGACUGUUCGUUGACUGAUAUCGCGAUAUUAUUGAAGAUGCAUUGAAGAAAGAUUAAAAAAUUGAGAUAAACAAGGAGAAGAAGGUUGUGAAGAUUUAUUGAAAAUAAAAGACAAACGUAAUGAGAUGAAAAAUGAUAUCCGUCGAUGUUGUUCAAGUGACGUAUAUCGUAGAGCGAGAGAAUCAUUCGUUAUUUAACUAUAAAAUUGAUAUUUUCUCUCUUUUCUUAAUAAACUCUCAAUUCAUGGAUAGCCAACGGCGCCGCGCACGCUUACGACGUCUGUCAUUAAUAUGUUUAUUUUUUCUUCAUGGUAAUAAUAACAACAAAUAAAAUUAACAAUAAACAAGUGUGUUAACUGUGUAAUAUGAAACGGUGAAAACUUAUUGAACGUUGUUAUCUAUUUUUGCAGUAAACAUUUGGCUCGGAUGAA
This is a messenger RNA of Venturia canescens, 1858 nucleotides long. RefSeq names its product protein MEMO1. The transcript is spliced from 10 exons. The coding region runs from base 448 to 1338 and encodes 296 amino acids. The record is from RefSeq and is a predicted model, not a curated record. Lineage: Eukaryota; Metazoa; Arthropoda; Insecta; Hymenoptera; Ichneumonidae.